GAAGCCCGGGACGGCGCUGCCGAAAUCCGUAGCUCCCAGGCGGGGAAGGGAGGAGUAGAGGGGACUGCGAGGGAGUGCCGGCUGCCGGGAGGAAGCGCGGGAUGGCUCUGCCUCGGGGGCUGCAGCUGCCACUGCUUCUCCUGGUGCUCUGGGGCAGCUGGAGCCCGAGCUCCGCGGGCAUCUACUACAAGGAGGGCCAGAGCUGCUACCGACCUCCGCUGGGGGACCAGCCCCAAGGGCGCAGGACCUACCCCAGGCCCCACGAAUACUUGUCUCCCUCUGAGCUGCCCAAAGCCUGGGACUGGCGCAACGUGAACGGGGUCAACUAUGCCAGCAUCACCCGGAACCAGCACAUCCCCCAGUACUGCGGCUCCUGCUGGGCCCACGGCAGCACCAGCGCCAUGGCAGAUCGAAUCAACAUUAAGAGGAAGGGAGCUUGGCCAUCUGCGCUCCUGUCUGUGCAGCAUGUGAUUGACUGUGGAGAAGCUGGGUCCUGUAACGGGGGUUCUGAUCUGUCUGUGUGGCAAUAUGCUCACAAGCAUGGCAUUCCUGAUGAGACCUGCAACAACUACCAGGCCAAAGACCAGGAAUGUGACAAGUUUAAUGAAUGUGGUACAUGUACGGGAUUCGGCCAAUGCUAUUUCAUCAAGAACUAUACCCUCUGGAAAGUUGAGGACUAUGGUUCCAUUUCUGGGAGAGAAAAGAUGAUGGCAGAAAUAUAUGCAAAUGGUCCUAUCAGUUGUGGCAUAAUGGCAACAGAAGGCAUGGAUAAUUAUACUGGAGGGAUCUAUUUUGAAUACAAUUCUGAUCCUAUGAUAAACCAUAUCGUUUCUGUGGCUGGGUGGGGUGUUAGCGAUGAUGGAACAGAAUACUGGAUUGUCCGGAAUUCGUGGGGUGAACCCUGGGGUGAAAAAGGCUGGAUGAGGAUUGUAACUAGCACAUUUAAAGACGGAGAAGGCAGUAAAUUCAAUCUUGCUAUUGAAGAAAGCUGUGCAUUUGGGGAUCCCAUAGUUUAAGUUGUUAAAUAUAGCUAAUUAAUCUCAUAUUUGCAACCUCAUGGAUCACAUCCUUCCAAAGGUGGAAGUAUACAGAUCACUGCUCUACAAUGAAAUGAUUUACUUGUUAUAAUAAACUACUUUAGAAAAGUGGAAAA
This is a messenger RNA of Dromiciops gliroides (monito del monte), 1153 nucleotides long. RefSeq names its product cathepsin Z (gene CTSZ). The transcript is spliced from 6 exons. The record is from RefSeq and is a predicted model, not a curated record. Bases 102 to 1016 code for a protein of 304 amino acids. Gene Ontology annotation, cellular component: lysosome. NCBI's taxonomy places the organism in Eukaryota, Metazoa, Chordata, Mammalia, Microbiotheria, Microbiotheriidae. Gene Ontology annotation, molecular function: cysteine-type endopeptidase activity.